UUCCAUUCGAAUGUCACUUAUUUCCGGGGGUACCUGAACGCAUCAAGCUGAAGAGCAAGAAAGCGGUGUGUAUAACAAGAGACUACAAGACACGAAGUGUAAGAAACAAACGAGUGAAAAGACGUAAGGGAAAGGCCACAACGUCGCUAUUUCCUGUUCCCGGACUUGUUUUCAAGCCGUAAAUGUUGUGGGGCGGCUGACAGCUGCGACAGAAACACAACAAGAACGCAACAGCAAUGCAGAAUGGGAAGAGCCGUCUGCAGCAGUUCCAGGAGGAGGCGGAGGAAGUGAAGGACAUCAUGUUAGACAAUCUAAACAAAGCGGAGGAGCGAUCUGGCAAAUUAGGCGACCUGGAGAGUCGAGCUGAUGAGCUGCUACAAAAGAGUAAAGCCUUUGAAAAGAAAUCCAACCAAGUUAAAGAAACACAACGGUGGAAGAACAAGAAGAUGAAAGUUGCCUUCAUUGCAGCUGGAGUGGUGGUGGUCCUCGUCAUAGUUAUCAUAGUCAUCAUCUUCAGUGUUCCAACAUAGCACAACUCGUGCACGGACGGAAGGUGGAAUACUGGAACUGUACAACCUGGGAAAAAAAAAAAGUUGACGUCUGUGCUAACUCUUUGUUUAAGGUUAUUUAUGGGACAGGAGGUCUCACUCUUUGGUAAGUUAAUAUGGUACCAUCGAUAGCUGCUUCUGGUCAUUUUCCACAACUUUGUUGCUUCCAGUUCACACUGAGAAGACAAACAAUAACAAAUUGAUGAACUCAAACACUGAGAUGUCAGAAAUCAAAGCUCCCUGGUGUUGUGGGAUAGAUUUUUAUAGGGUUCAUUUGGCUUGUUUUAUCAAAAGAAAACACAUUUUAUUAGAACUUCUGUAACCUAUCAAGAUGACUAGUCUGAUUCACUGCAUAAAAAUUGUAAUCAAACCAGUAGAUGU
Doryrhamphus excisus (bluestripe pipefish) is the source of this 929-nucleotide messenger RNA. It is a transcript of the gene vamp5, whose product is annotated as vesicle-associated membrane protein 5. Lineage: Eukaryota; Metazoa; Chordata; Actinopteri; Syngnathiformes; Syngnathidae. Gene Ontology annotation, cellular component: membrane. Gene Ontology annotation, biological process: vesicle-mediated transport. The record is from RefSeq and is a predicted model, not a curated record.